This is a messenger RNA of Acinonyx jubatus (cheetah), 8006 nucleotides long. It is a transcript of the gene ARID3C, whose product is annotated as AT-rich interaction domain 3C. The coding region runs from base 5370 to 7028 and encodes 552 amino acids. The record is from RefSeq and is a predicted model, not a curated record. Gene Ontology annotation, molecular function: DNA binding. Gene Ontology annotation, cellular component: nucleus. The transcript has 8 exons. Gene Ontology annotation, biological process: regulation of transcription by RNA polymerase II. NCBI's taxonomy places the organism in Eukaryota, Metazoa, Chordata, Mammalia, Carnivora, Felidae.
CUUCCCUUAUAAUCGCCCCCUUCCCUUCCACAUAAGACUCUGCUUCUAGGCUCCUCCCUGUCUCAGCUACUAGGUCCAGUGGCUAUUUCUUAACUUUCAUUUGAAACACUCUUAAAACACUCUUGGCUUCUAGGACACUACUCUUCCUAAAAUUGCCUCCUUUGCUUGAUCUUUCUUAUCUCCAGCCUUUGACUUCCCAAGAUUUAAUUCUCAAACUUCUCUGUCUAUACCCUUCCCAGGAGUUCUUAACCAUUCAUGACUUUAAAUACCAUCUAUGUGCCUUUUUUGAAAAUAGUUUUAUUGAGGGGUACCUGGGUGGCUCAGUUGGUUAGUAUCUGACUUCAGCUCGGGUCAUGAUCUCAACAGUUCAUGGGUUUGAGCCUCACAUCCGGCUCUCUACUGUCAGCCUGGAGCCUGGAUUCUGAGUCUCCCUAUUUUUCUGCCCCUCCCCUGCUCAUGCUCUGUCUUUCUCUGUCCCUCAAUAAUAAAAAAGUUUUAUUGAAAUAUAGUUAGUAUAACAUAAAUUACUUAAAGGUGUACAAUAUAAUGAUUUGAUCUAUGUAUGGUGAAAUGAUUACCACAAUAAGUUAACAUCCAUCACCUCACAUAGUUACAGAUUCUUUUUUUCUUGAGAUGAGAACUUUAAAGAUCUCUCUUAACAACUUUCCAAUGUACAAUAUAGUAUUUAAUGUACUAAUAUACUACUUAUAUAGUAUAAGAGCACUAAGCUUCACAUUACAUCCCCAGGACUUAUUUAUAACUGGAAGUUUAUGCCCCUUGGCCACCUUUCUCAUUCCUCCAUUCCACCUCUACCUGCCCAUACCCCCUGCCUCUGGCAACUCUUAAUCUGUUCUCUAUUUCUAUGAGUUUGGGGUUUUUUUAGAUUUCACAUAUAAGUGAGAACAUACAGUAUUUUGUCUUCAUCUUGACUUGCUUCACUUAGCAUAAUGCCCACAAGGGUGAAUGGAUUAAAAAAAAAAAGUACAUACAUACAUGUGCUGGGAUAUCAUGCAACCAUAAAAAAGGAAACCCUACCACUUACAACAACAUGGAUGGACCUCAAGGACCAUCUGUACAUCUUGAAUCCUAGUUUGUUUGGGUUUUUUUAGCUUUUUAAUGUCUAUUUAUUUUGAGAGAGAGAGACAGACAGCGAGCAGGGGAGGGGCAGAAAGAAAGGGAGACACAGAAUCUGAAGCAGGUUUCAGGCUCUGAGCUGUCAGUACAGGGCCCGAUGUGGGGCUCAAACUCACAAACUGAGAUCAUGACCUGAGCCAAAGUCGGACACUCAACCGACUGAGCCACUCAGGCACCCCUUGACUCCUAGUUUUUUAUCUUAGCCUAAACCUUUCAGCACCAGAUUCAGAUAUCUGACUGCCUCCCUCUCCCCUGUCUAAUUGGCAUCUCAAACUUAAAAUGGCCACGCAAACUGAUUUCUCUCCCAAACCAACACAUCUUACAGUCUUUACUGUCUGAGUUAAAGGUACCUACAUUUACUCAGCUGCCAAAAACCUUGGAGUCAUCAUAGAUACCUUUCUUUUUUUGAGAUUUUAUUUUUAAGUAAAAAUACACAAGCCAGGCUCCCCAUCUUGGAUAUCUUUCAUUCUCACAUCGAGAGAAUGAGAAUGAGAAUCCAAGCCAUCAACAGAUCCUGUCAGUUUUAUCUUAAAAACAUAUCCAGAAUCUACCUAUGUCUUAACACUUCCAUUGCUACCACCUGGUCCAAGCCAUCAUCACUUGCCUGGAUUACUGCAAUAGCCUCCUAAUUGAUCUUCAUGCUUAUAUCCUGUGUGGAGGAUUCUCUACACAGUAGCCAGAGUCAAGACUUCUACUUUCUGCUCAGACAUUUCUUUGUUGUUUUGUUUUGUUUUGUUUCCUUUGCUCAGACGUUUUCAAUGGUUUCCAUCUCAUUUAGUCCUUUCACUGCCUCCAGGAACCUACUCCCAGGGCCCUUGUUACCUAUGGACCAAACAUCCAACCAUUUACCCCAGCUACCCCAAUUUAGCUCAGUGGCUUCCUUGCUUUCCUUCUGACACAUCAAGCAAACUUCCAUUCCAGGAUGUUCGUACCUGCUAUUCUGGCUGCAGAGCUCUUCCCUAGGUAUUCCUAUGGCUCUCUUCCUCCCCUCCUUCAAUUCUUGCUUCUUCCCCUAACAUUUCUGUAAUAGCAGCCUCCCUCCCUCUCUCUCUCUCUCUCUCUCUCUCUCUCUCUCUCUGUGUGUGUGUGUGUGUGUGUGUGUGUGUGUGUGUGUGUGUGUGUGUGUUUAGGUAGGUUCCAUGCCCAAUGUGGGGAUCAAAUUCACAACCCUGAGAUCAAGAGUCACAUGCUCUACCAACUGAACCAGCCAGCCACACCCCCUCCUUCUGUGGUGGUUUUAAAAUAACUCCAUAAAAUUUUUGAUAAUCCUUGGGAUGCUUGGGUGGCCCAGUCAGUUAAGUGUCCAACUCUUGAUAAGGGCUCAGGUCAUGAUCUCGUGACCUAACAGCACAGAGCCCACUUGGGAUUCCCUCUCUCCCUCUGUCUCUGCCCCUCCCCUCACUUGCUCUCUCUCUAAAUAAAUAAAUAAACAUUUUUUUAAAAUUAAAAAAAAGUAUAUAUCUCCCUUAAGAAGUGAAGACUAAUUCCCUUCCCCUUGAAUGUGGGUUGGAUAUUCAUGUAAUUUUAACAAAUACAUGGCAGAAGUGACUAUGUAAUUUCUAAGACUAGACCAAAAAAGCAUUGCUGCCUCCUUUGGUCUCUCUUGGGUCACUCUCUCUGGGAGAAACCAACUGCCAUGUAGGGAGGACCCUCAGGCAGGAGAUCCUUUCCUAUGGAAAGGUCCACCUGGGGAGAAGAGCCUCCUACCAACAGCCAUGUGAGUGAAUCAUCUUGGAAGUGGAUCCUCCAGUCCCAGUCAAGCCUUCAUGUGACUGUAGCUACAGCCAACAUUUAUACUACAACCUCAUGAGAGGCAGUGAGCCAGAACCAUCCAACUAAGCCACUAUCAAAUUCCUGAUCCACAGAAUUGUGAGAAAAUAAAUGUUGUUUUAAGCUUGCUAAAUUUGAGUGUAAUUUACUAUGAAUACAUAACAUCCAUCCAUCUCUUUCUAUUCCCCUCAACCCAGAUUUAUUUUUCCCCAUUUUAAUUAUCACCAUCUGAUACAUUAUGUAUUUCCCCACUGGAAUUAUACCAUUAUAAUAAAGACUUUGUUUUAUUUACUCCUAUUUCCAACAAUGUCUUGCACAAAGUAGCUGCUUGGUAAAUAUAUGUUGGAUCAAUGGAGAUCUAGAUCUGUCUUUGUCUCUGUGAGGUAUAGAAUCAGAUGGGAGCUAAGUGAGGGUAUGAGAGACAUCCUUUCUUCUUCACAGAUGAAGAGAGAGAUAAACCAGGUCCCAGUCAAGCUUCUUGCUUCCCCUCAACCCUUCCCAGUUGUAACCCUCCUGGUCUGGACCCCCAAGAUAGGUUUACUAUGCUUGAUUAAUGAUUGAUUCCUUUCUUUGGGUGAAGCUGCUCAGUCCCUUACCCCUCUCCUACUCUGCCCCUUGUGAAGCAAUCUCCAAAACUCCCAGAACUAGAAUUUCUCCAAGCCAGUUCCUACCUUUCCAAGAAGAAUCUUACCAUCUAUCUCUCUCCAGGCACCUCCUGUUCUCUGAGCACUGAAAGGGAAAUGGGUGUAUGGGGAGCAAGCUGGCCAUAUGAGUUCUGCAGAGCUCUACCGUCUGCCAGGAGCCCCUAGGGCAUGUUUACCAUGGCGUAUUCAGAUUCUCCCCUCUAGGCCCAGAGGAAGGGGCUUGAUGCUUUCCAGGAGUAUUCACACCACCCAAAGCCACUGGAGAGGGAGCAUCAGUACUGAGGACAGUUGGAUGACCAAGGCUUCUUGGGGGAUUGGGGUCUGACUGGCUGUCAGGUCUGAAAUCUGAGCAGAACACUGGAGUGAGCCAAAGUUAUGAGCAGUACUGAGCUUCAGUAUGGCCAGAGGUGGGCCAGAGAGAACAAGGACUUAGUGCCACAGUGGAAUGUGGGUCAGGGACAAGUGUGGAGGAUAGAGACAAGGAACGCAGAGGGGUGGGGCUCCUGGGUGGCUCAGUUGGUUUAGCGUCUGACCCUUGAUUUUGGCUCAGGUCAUGAUCUCAAGGUUUGUGGGAUAGAGCCUCAAGUUGGGCUCUGCGCUGACAGUGCAGAGCCUGCUUGGGAUUCUUUCUCUCCCCUCUCUCUGCCCCUCCCCUGCUCUCUCGCUCUCUCUCUUCCUCUCAAAACGAAUAAAAAUAAACUUAAAACAAAAAAAUUUUUUUUUAACUUAAAAAAAAAAAGAGCAGAGGGGUGUCACCUACCACAAGAAUCUGGUGAGAAGAGCUAGUGGUCCAGGCCAGGGCAAGCUGGGUCUGAGAGGAGGGGACUGACUGGGGGAGGAGAAAGUAGGCAAAAGUCACACCUGAAUUUCUGCCUCCUAGAGGAAUCUUGGCCCUGGGAACAGUGCACCUCACUAAGUAUGAGGUCAGGAGAUGGCCCCUGGUACUGGGUGUGAUAUAGCCGAGUUUCAUACUCAUGCCAGGUGUCACCCCGACAGAUACGGGUUGUUUUGUUCAUUCAUUUGGUAGGUCCACCCCCUUGGGCACAGGAAGCAACUGAGGAAUGUAUGAGGGUUCCUAUGAGGAAUGGGGUCCAGGCUGCUGAGAGAAGAAAUUGUGGCCUGCUACUCAGGACAGUGGCAAAAGAAAAUAAGAAAUAAGAAAUAUGCAUCUGGGGGAUAACUAGAGUUAGGGUGGACCUGGAGUAGUUGGCUGAGGGGUCUAGAGAUAAAGACUGGAGUCACACACACAGGGUUGAGGAUGUGCAAAAUUCUAAUCACUGUUGAAAUGUGGUAUGAGUACCAGAGGUUCAUAAUACUAUUCACCAUUCUUGUGUAUAUGUUUGAAAUUUCCAUAAUAGAAGGUCACAAGAGAUUAAAAAGAAAAAAGUGUGACUAUGUAUCUGCAUGUGGUAUGUGUGUACCCUGCCAUGGAUGUGGACUCAGUUCAGAGACCUCUGAGUGCCAGAGUGCAGACAUGGGAGUCCACCACCAUGGGCAAGUAUUGCACAAACUGCAACCUCCCUGCGGUUGGGGACAGCACUUGUGCAGGGCAGGGGGAGAAGCAUUUGCUCUGUGCAGACCCUCCAUAUUCAUCUCAGUAUCUUGCAGAGUGAUUCCCCUUUCAUGAUCACAACCUGCCCAGGCCAUUGGCGCUGUAGUGUCUAUGUUACCAAGUAUGUGAGACAGGGCAGCUGUGUGCCCGAACUUGUGACAGUAUGUGUUGGUGUGUGAACACGGCUGUUCGUGUGUGAAUGCCAGGCACUGAGUGUGGAUGUGGGGGGCACGACUUGUGGGUGUGGCGGGGCCCUGGUCCAGAGUCCAAUGGUGUUAGACUCCUCACUCUCCUUCGAACGAUUCCUGGCAGCUCUCCAGCGCCCCCUCCUCCCGUUCUGGCAGUGUGGAGGGGGAACACCUGUUGGGGGGCUGGGAGCGGCAGAGCCCCGGGGGGCCUCUCCCCCCGCGCCCCCGCCCGCCCUGCCCCUCUCCGGUCCCGCCCCCGCGGCCGCCGCCAGCAGAGCGGCGCGUGAGCGCACCGCGGCCAGAAGAGCGCACCGCUGCGGGAGCGCACGGCUGGGGACCCCGCGCAGGGAGCAGAGCCGAGGUAGGGGCUGCCCGAGAGGCGGGCAGAGCAGAGGGAACGCCGUGGAGACGCCGGGGGCACCGGGGCGCGCCAGGCUGGCGGCCCUUUCCUCGGGGCCCCGCCUGGUGCCAGCCCCCCCACCAGCGGGGGGACUGCGCCUGGAAGCUGUAAUGGAGGCCCUGCAGAGGCAGCAGGCAGCCCGACUGGCCCAAGGGGUGGGGCCAUUGGCCCCUCAACGCCCAUUGCCACCACCAAUACCUCCCUUGCCUGGCCCUCGGACCCUGCAGGCCCCUGAAGGGGCCUUGGGGGAGGUUGGGACUGAAGAAGAGAAGGAUGCAGAAGAGGAUGAGGAAGGGGAGGAAGCCGGGGCAGAGGAGGAGGCAGCCGAGGAGAGCCGUCCAGGGACCCGGGGCCCCAGCUCACCUUCAAGUCAACCCCCUGGACCUCAUCCCCAUGAAUGGACCUACGAGGAACAGUUCAAGCAGCUGUACGAGCUUGAUGCAGACCCCAAGAGGAAGGAAUUUCUGGAUGACCUGUUUAGCUUCAUGCAGAAGAGGGGGACGCCAGUGAACCGCGUGCCCAUCAUGGCGAAGCAGGUGCUGGACCUGUACGCGCUGUUUCGCCUGGUGACAGCCAAAGGCGGCCUGGUGGAAGUCAUCAACCGCAAGGUGUGGCGGGAGGUCACGCGCGGCCUCAGCCUGCCCACCACCAUCACGUCGGCAGCCUUCACUCUACGCACCCAGUACAUGAAGUACCUGUACCCGUACGAGUGCGAGACGCGGGCGCUCAGCUCCCCAGGGGAGCUCCAGGCAGCCAUCGACAGCAACCGGCGCGAGGGCCGUCGUCAGGCUUACACCGCCGCCCAGCUCUACGGCUUAGCUGGGCCUACACCUCGGGGUACUCCCGGGCAAGUCUCCGUUCCUGGCCCCGCCCCGCCCACGCCCAGCCCACGCCCUGCCCAGGGCUCCGCCUCCGGCCUGCCUGCUCACGCCUGCGCGCAGCUGAGCCCGAGCCCCAUUAAGAAAGAGGAAAGCGGAAUUCCAACCCCUCGACUGGCACUGCCUGUGGGCCUGGCUUUGGGACCUGCAAGGGAGAAGUUGGCACCAGAGGAGCCCCCAGAGAAGAGGGCUGUGCUGAUGGGGCACAUGGACCCACCUCGACCUGGAGCUCCCCCUAGUUUCCUGCCCCGUGGCAAGGUUCCCCUGAGGGAAGAGCGGCUGGAUGGGCCUCUCAAUCUGGCAGGCAGUGGUAUCAGCAGUAUCAACAUGGCCCUAGAGAUCAACGGGGUGGUCUACACUGGUGUCCUCUUUGCUCGCCGACAGCCUGUGCCAGCUUCCCAGGGCCCAACCAACCCUGUACCCCCACUCCCUACAGGGCCACCUUCCAGCACUUCACCCUGAGAACUCCCACUCAGAAUUAAGAGUCCCAGCCCCAAUGCUGAGUGGGGCCCCCCUCACCUUGAUUCUUCUAGGGCACCCAGUCUAGGACCCAGCCCUGGGAGAUGACACCCCCACCCCCACCCAUCCAUGCCCUGUGGACUUGAAGCCAAAGAGUUUUCUUUUGAUGUUACAUCUACCUCAUUGUAAAGGGAGAGCACCUCCUCCCUGGCCAACUCCAGCAGCAUCUACCAAAGAGUUCUGCCCUCCCUAACCCCCAUCAUUUCCUCAUGUGCCUCCCUGUGUCAGUGUCAUCUCUAGGACCCCACCUCUUCAAAUCAGACCUGCUUCUCCUCAGAAGCCAGGUGAAGGGAUAGGUUGGGGUGUUGUGAAGGAGAUAUCCCUCAGGUCACAUCUGAAUAAUAAAGCUGCAGUCCCUCCCUCUCCAGUGCCUCUUCUUGUUUGGGUCUGGGGGUUGGGAGGAAUUAUGUGGUAUACACAGGUUGUUUUUGGGCCAGGGGUUCUCAAGAGGGGAAGACAGAAUAGCAAAGGGCCGUGAAAGUAGUGGGGCUGGGUUUCAUGAUUCAGACUGCCUGGGUUCAAAUCCUGAUUCUGCUACUAUAGUGCGGAGUGGCCUUGGGCAAGGCAUUAGUCGCUUGAACCUUAGAAGACUCCUAAAGAUCAUGGUAUCUCACGGAGUCUCCUACUGAUCUAUGGGAAUAGACCAAUCCUGAAAUAAUAGGUGUAUUUAUAUCGGCAACCUCGGGGAAUAGGGUAGGAAACGUCUUUGGUACCCUUCAAUUAGAAAAAGAAAAGUAAAAGUUUGGACAAGCAGGAACUGGAAACUAGGACAGAGCCUGAUAGGUAGUCGUUGCCUAGGUAACCAGACAGCUUUUGACACCUUUCACUGGCCCUGCCGGUCACUUCCGGCACCCGAGGGCUGAGUCGUAACGUCACUUCUCAUAUUGAGGGAUGCCCCCGCGCUCUGAUUAGCCAGCCUUC